Molecule: messenger RNA, 2233 nt
Organism: Olea europaea var. sylvestris
Lineage: Eukaryota; Viridiplantae; Streptophyta; Magnoliopsida; Lamiales; Oleaceae
Product: choline/ethanolaminephosphotransferase 1-like
Exons: 15
Coding region: 866-1852 (328 amino acids)
Biological process (GO): phospholipid biosynthetic process
Cellular component (GO): membrane
Molecular function (GO): phosphotransferase activity, for other substituted phosphate groups
Source: RefSeq, a predicted model, not a curated record
AAAGUCCAUCCUGAUGAAACUGUUGUAUUUAUUUUAUCAUUUGUUUUAAUGUUUUGAUAAUUGAUGGUGAUGGGUCUUGUUGACUCAUAAAUACUCUGAAUUUAUGUAUGGCAGUGUGCUAGUUAAAACUUUGUCUGUAGAUGUAGUUUGAGGAAAGGGGAAAGGUUGAAUAUAUGGAGAUUUAUUUAGAGAACGAGUCUGUGCAUUUUAUUAUCGCAAUUAUCACAAGCCUCAUAUUUAGCUUGGCACUGACUAAAGGAGGGAAGGUGUUCAAUCACUGACCUAUAUGAAUCCCGUGAAAGAGAUCAUUUGAAUUUUUUGAUGGUGAGAGUGGUACAUACUGUCAUAUGCAUAUGCCUUGCCUCCUUUUCGCCCUUUCAACAGGUAAGCUGGUGUUCAUGAAUCAUGAUUUUGGUUGAUGUAUUUGGUGGGGUUCUUGGGGGAAUGAAAGAAACAGUGGAAUAAUGAGAGCCCAAAGGGUUUGUAUUGAUUGAAUGAAAAGAUUACAUAAACUGGAAUGAUAAAUUGCAGCCUUUCAAGAGGGCUGAGUCUCUCCUAUAUCUCGCUUAAUCACAGAAGUCUUGCCACUUCUCUUCUCAUGCCUACUAUUUAUAAGUAUGUUAAAACAGAUUUUGGUUACAACAUAGCCUUCCCAACAGACUUAGUUACUGCCCCCACUCACUCCAUUCUUUUUGAAUCUUCUAAAAUAAGUGUGCGUGAUUGGGGGCCUAUCUGUAUUUUAUUUAGAUAACAAUCCAUCUUGAAAGUUUGUGUGUUAAUGUAGUGGCAAAUGGUUCGGUCGUUAAAUAUUAGUUUUAGCGUUGGAACUUUUCUUUUGACUGUUGUUAUUCUUUUCUCAUUAUAGAUGCUUCUUUUGCAGAUAUAUUCACCUAAAUUGGAUUCACCUCCUCCAAGAUGGGUUAAUUUUGUCCACGGCUUACUUCUGUUCUUAUAUCAAACUUUUGAUGCUGUUGAUGGAAAGCAAGCAAGAAGAACAAAUUCCUCUAGUCCAUUGGGAGAACUUUUUGAUCACGGAUGUGAUGCUCUUGCAUGUGCGUUUGAAGGCUUGGCCUUUGCGAGCACCGCAAUGUGUGGACGUGAUGCAUUCUGGUUCUGGGUUAUAUCAGCUGUUCCUUUUUACUGUGCUACAUGGGAACACUAUUUCACCAAUACCCUCAUUCUUCCAGCGAUAAAUGGACCUACUGAAGGCCUUAUGUUGAUAUAUGUGGUUCAUUUCUUCACAGCUAUUGUUGGUUCUGAAUGGUGGGCCCAACAUUUUGGAAAAUGUAUCCCUUUCUUGAGUUGGAUUCCAAUUAUAAAUGAAGUGCCAAUGUAUAAAGCCGUAUUGUUUCUGAUGAUAGUCUUUGCUGUUAUACCAACAGUCUCAUUUAAUGUGUACAAUGUUCAUAAGGUUGUUCAAGCAAGAAAAGGAAAUUUGCUGCUAGCUCUGGCAAUGCUCUAUCCAUUUAUUGUGCUAUUGGGUGGAGUCCUUAUAUGGGAUUAUUUAUCUCCUACUGAUCUAAUUGGCAACUAUCCGCAUCUGAUCGUAGUGGGAACUGGACUAGCAUUUGGAUUUCUUGUGGGAAGGAUGAUUCUGGCUCACUUAUGUGAUGAACCCAAGGGCUUGAAAACUAAUAUGUGCAUGUCUUUGUUUUAUCUGCCUUUCGCCAUUGCAAAUGCACUCACUGCCAGACUAAAUGACAGAGUUCCUCUAGUUGAUGAGUUUUGGGUUCUUCUUGGUUACUGUGUAUACACAGCUUCACUCUAUAUGCACUUUGCCACUUCAGUCAUUCAUGAAAUUACAACAGCCCUGGGAAUUUACUGCUUCAGGAUAACGAGGAAAGAAGCUUGAGCCAUGAUUCCAUUAUUAUCUCGGCAUGAUAUCAACACCUUAUCCUUUCGCGGUUUUGCCUUCGUGUCCCUUAAGCCAUAUUUAUGUAUCUUAUGGUUUCUAUGUAUCGACUCAACUUGAAACUCCGCUGAAAAAGCCACAAGAUCGGAGUGUACGGGAUACUCCAUUUUUUCGGUUGAACAAUUUUAACAAGAAUCAAUAGUUGGCGACAAAGAUUAGUUCCAUUUUUAUUUACUGUAGUAACAGCUAUUGUUAGUUUUCUUAUAAUUUUUAUAUGAAGAAUUUGUUGCUAAACUAGUUUGGUUGGAUAGUUUUGUAGGAGAGUAUUCAAUGCUAUCGAACUUCAGAUACAAUUAAAUGAAUCAUUUGAUUUUAUGUUUA